This is a messenger RNA of Clunio marinus, 1170 nucleotides long. NCBI's taxonomy places the organism in Eukaryota, Metazoa, Arthropoda, Insecta, Diptera, Chironomidae. The record is from the annotation of a GenBank genome assembly.
AAUGUGUUCGUGAAAAUAUAAAUAAAAAAAACAAAGAGGUUUUUAAAUUUCUAUAUUUUUUAAUUUAUGCUAAGCAUAUUACGUAGAGAAAUUUGCACCAUACAUAAAAACUUUAUUUAAUGUCAUAUGAACUCUUAAAGAAGGUUCUCAAUAAUCUUGUCAUCAUUCGAAAGUGAAAAUAUUUGUUAUGUUUAUUUCGUGUACAUACAAAAAAUCACUUGGUUAGAACAGACAAAAACAUUGAAUAAACUGUAUAAAAAUUUACAUACGCUCAAAUGGCUAAGGAUAUUGGAUCGAAUUUUGCAAAAUAUACACUUUGCUUCUUCAAUUUCUUUUUCUUCCUUUUUGGAUCAAUCACUUUAGCAUUAGGAUUAUGGAUGCUGUUUGACAAAAAAUCUCUUGUUACACUUUUAAGAAGUGUCGAUGAAGAAAACGUUACGCGAUUCACGGAGCCUCAACUUAUUGAACAGAGUGUGUACAUUUUCAUUGGUAUUGGUGGCUUAAUGUUCGUUUUAGGGUUUCUUGGCUAUUGUGGAGCAAUGAGAGAAUCACAAUGUUUAUUAUCUUUGUACGGCGUUCUGAUUAUAGUGCUUUUGGUGCUCGAGAUUAUCAUAUUCAGUUUGGCUUUACUAUACAAGGAAGUUGCAAGAGAUGAAAUUCAAAAUUUUCUCACCAAUACAAUCCCUGAAUACAAAUCAAGUGCAAAAGAAAACGAUGCUGUUACUCUAAUGUGGAACCAACUAAUGGCGCAGAUGGGAUGUUGUGGUGUUAAUAGUUACAACGAUUUUGAUAAGUCGCAAUAUUGGAUGACCAACAAAGUUUCAAGAGUUGUACCAGAAGCAUGUUGUAUUCUUUCUGAUAAAGUUUUAAUCAAGCCGCAAGAUCUUAACUGUCCUUAUGAGCCAUCGGAAAGCAACAGCUUUUAUAUGAAAGGAUGUUUCGAUGAAAUUUUGGCGUAUUCCGAAACUAAUAAGUAUUUGAUUAUUGGAGUGUGCGGUGGUCUCAUUUUGACAAAAUUAAUUGCAGCCUUUUUGGCCUUCUGUAUUUGUUAGUUGUAAUCAUAUCACCGUUCAAGUAAUAAAUAAUAUUUAAUUGUUUGUAUCAAUAAAUGCCUAUUAAAUUCCUAGUUGUUGACAAACUUCUUAGUUUGAAAACAGAAAUAAGUUUCAC